Bacidia gigantensis is the source of this 4881-nucleotide messenger RNA. RefSeq lists its product as uncharacterized. The record is from RefSeq and is a predicted model, not a curated record. The transcript has 2 exons. The coding region runs from base 1 to 4881 and encodes 1626 amino acids. NCBI's taxonomy places the organism in Eukaryota, Fungi, Ascomycota, Lecanoromycetes, Lecanorales, Ramalinaceae. Gene Ontology annotation, molecular function: protein binding.
AUGAACGUGACCCAGGUUUCGGCUGCGCUUGCCGCCACCUCGACGUUGACGGCGACCAUUCGCUGUGUAGGGACAGGCUCCCCAGAGAAAGGAGAUGCUGCUGAUAUCGAGGCGCCUGAGCAAAUUGAAAUGGCAGGUAGUGAUGUCUGCAGCCUGCCUGCAAGUGCCAGGAAGAAACGUCGUUCCGCGGCCAAGGUGAACGUCAAGAUCGGCAAGCGAGCAAUACCAAGUGACAAGGACGUGUCCAUGCAAAGACGCCAAUGCCAGUUGCAGUCAUCUCUGACUACCAAUGCAAGGCCAUCUAUGGUUGACGGAUGGCUGAUCUCAUGCCUGUCCGUCGGAGACUCCGGAGAUAAGCACAGCGUAGCAAAAAUAGCCAGGGCAUUGAUUGACAGCGCCAACGAAUGUCUUCCAAGGCUUGUAGCAGAGGAUACACGCUUCAUCAUCAUGGUGGAUGGCGGAAGAAACCAAGCAACGUUGAUCACGUCAACGAUUGCGACAAGAGGUCAUGACGAUCGAAGCAAGCUGCUCAAACAAUUCGAAAGCCGAUCAUUCGUGAGAUGUCUCCGGGCUCGCCUGACAGGCUUAGGAAUGAGAAACGCAAGCUACCAGAGCAAUGGAGUAGCCGCCAAACAUUGGCGAAUAAAAUUAUCGAAUGCGUCUGAAAGCGGGCUGGUAUACGACCGACAAUUCCCAAGGCAACUCCAUUGGACGUCACCUCUCGCGGAGUAUCGGUUGAUACUCGUUCGCAAAUUUGGCUUGAUGUGCUGGUCGUCGUCAAAGGACUUCGAUACUAAAGGUAGUGAAAGCGACGCCAAAUUCGAAAUGUGCUGUCUUGCACUUGAAUGCUUAGAUCCUGAAGCAUUUCAUGUCCUGAAUUGUUUGGCGUACUUUGAAACUACCGAUAUGCCAGCGGAGCUCUUUGUUGAGGCAGCUUUGAAUGGCGCACCAAAUUCAGUAACGGUCGGCCGACGGCUUGGACAAUCAAGUCUACUCCAUGCACAUCGAAACCCUCUGAGCAUCUCGUCAAUAUCGCAAACCCUUAGGCAUCUUUCUGAUCUCUCCCUCAUACACUGGUACGCAGGAACGAAAUCCUACAGAAUCGAUGCCGUUGUCUGUAAAUUGAUCAGGAGAAGACAGAACACCUGGCAACAAAAAAGUUAUGCAGAGCUAGCUUUGCAACUCCUCUACUUUGCGGUGUCAAACACCUCGAAAUGCCUGGCUUACCGCCUGCAAAUAGCUCCGCAUGCCAUCUCGGUCUUCGAUUCGCACAAAGUUCUCUAUAUUAUGGCCCCAAUGAACAAUACAAAUAUCUACAACUCCUUGCGCGGCAUUGGAGACUUCUUGCUUUCCAAUGGCUAUAUAAAAAAUGCUUGCCCACUUUACUGGUUUCUCGUCAGGCCGUACGAAGAGUCUAAAGAUGACGAGCAAGACUCCGACAAGGCAUACAUCGACUGUAUGUAUAAAUACGCAUUCUCGCUUCAUCGGUAUCGGAAUUUCAGAUGCGCAUACGAGUGGGAACAUAGAGUUCUGAAAGCCCAGCGUGCGGUAUUUGGACGCGAGUCGCAAGAAGUAAUGACCACAAAAGAGUUGAUGGGAAAGACGUUCAGGGAAGCUGGGUUCUCGGAUAAUGCGAUUGGCAUGCAUCGAAGCCUUGCCGAACGCUACAAAGCCCGUUUAGGUUAUACACAUGACAAAACCAUCUCUGCAUAUCAAGAACAUGCCUGCAGCCUAAAUUAUGGCGGGCAGAAGCAAAGAGCAGCUUUCAUACGGGCGGACCUCUUGAAUUGGACAACAGAGGAAUAUGGAAAGGAUGAUCUUCGAACACUCCUGGCGAUGCACGAGUAUUCAGACAGUCUUUUUGACCUGCAUCGUGUUGAUGAGGCCAUAUCCAUGGCGAAAGAGACCCAUCAGGCGCGAUGUGAUAUUUUGGGCGAAGAUCAUCCGGAUACUCUAGAAACAUUGGACGAUCUAGUCACGUACCUUUCCGAUAGAGAAAACGGCAUCAAAGAGACUGAGGCUCUCUUUCCCAAAGUCAUCGAAUAUAGGAAGGAGUAUUACGGCAACGUUCAUCCCAGCACCUUAGGCGCUAUGAAUGACUAUGCGAUGGCCAUGUGCCGCAAGGAUAAGCUACUAGAGGCUGUCCCCAUACAGCAAGAGGCUGUGAGCGGGUGCGAGGAAGUUCUUGGCAGACUCCACCCAAAGACGCUGGCUUUCAAGACGAAUCUUGUUGGUCUUUUAGAAGAUCUCGAAAUGGAGGAUCCCCUGGUAGAGCUCCUGAAAUCCUUGGCAGCUGAUAUGCAGGAGAAGUGGGGUCACGAGCAUGAGUCUACGCUUAGGACGUCAAGUAAAUACGUGUCUAUCCUCCUGGACAAUGGCAGAAGCGAAAAGGAGCAAAGUGAAGAAGCCCUCCAAAUCACAACUAAAUUCUACGAUGUUGUGAGAAGAGCGCAAGGCGUUUCCUUCGCUUUCCGCAUGUCGAAGAUUUACCAGCAUUCCGUGGCCCUUACGCAAAGAGAUCAAUUGGUGAAAGCCGAGGCGGUCUUGGAAGACGCCUUGGAGGGUUUCAAUAUUGAGACUGCUGAUUUGGCAUCCCAUGUCCUGCCAUCUUAUGAGCAACUUGUGACCGUCUUAACGGAACAGGAAAAGUUGGAUGAAGCAGAAGAUCUCUGUAGAAAACUGAUGAAACGAUCGAAAGAAGUGUACGGGAAAGGAAGUCACGAGACUUUGCCUGGUAACAACCUCCUCGCUUACAUUUUGAGAAAGAGAGGUCAACUUGACAGCGCUAUUGACCUUCAUCGUAAGGCGGUGGAAGACAUUGAGGAGAACCUAGGGCCAGCAGAUGAAAGCACCAUGCAAGCUAAGGAAUUCUUAGCAUCGGGUCUCGCGCGACAAGAAGACCACGGUGGAGCAGAGAAAGUACGCCGCGAAAUGGUCAAAAAUAUGUCAGAGGUCAAAGGGGCAUUCCAUCCAAGCACAAUCCAGCAGUUGAGGUGUCUCAGCUACACACUAGCAGCGCAGGAGAAAUGGGAAGAGGCGACUAGUAUCCGAGAGGUCGUUUUUGAGCGUUGUCAGAAACCAUAUGGGGACGACCAUAAAGUGACUUUGUAUGCUAUGCUCAAGCUAUUCGAAGCAGGAUCUCAGACCAAAGCGCGCGACAAAUACCUUUGGAUGGGAUACAGCUCCAUGCGUGGUCUCGAAAAAUUCUGGGGCCCUAAGCACGAAUAUGCCCUGACAAUCAAGAAUAACUUUGCCUUCCGACUGCAAGGAAAGUACGACAAAGCAAACAUAGCAGUCAAGCUCUUCCGCGAAGUCCUCCGAGAACGAGAAGAAGCCCUUCCCGAAGACCAUGACGAUCUCCUCCUGUCAAUCCACAAUCUCGCAACUGCGCUACCCUGGGACGAGCCUUGCGAAGAAGCCGAGCUCCUCCUAAAGAAAGUGGUCGAAACCCGCAUCAAAGCCCUCCCAGACAAGUUCGAACAAUUCUCAGACGACAUGCACACGCUCAGUAAUUACUACGCCUUCGCGCGAACCGAAGACUACGCGGCCUACCUGUCCUCCCUGAUCGACAGUUCUCCCCCAAAGAUCGAAGGUACCAGCGAAGCGGGUCUCUGGGUCCUCAGUCAACUAACCUGGUCGCUCCGCACCACGCCACAGACCGAAAAGCUUGCGAUCAUGGAGGGCCGUCUGAUCCAGAAACACAAGGACGUCCACGGCCCCUCGCACGAUAGGACAAUCUCUGUAAUGACAAUGAUAGCCAUCCACCUCGACUCCAAGCAAAACAAACUCCCCGAAGCGGAAGCCCUUUUCCGCGAAAUCAUCACCCACGCCACAGCAGGCAAGCUGCCAUUCUACCAGCUUUGCAACGUGCGCGAAAAUCUCCUCAUCGUGCUGAAACGGCAGGAGAAGUUCCAGGAAUACGAAGACGGGUAUCGCGUAUUGCUGUGGGAUAUAGCGCGUGCGAAGGGCUGGGGCGGGAGGAUGGUGUUUGGUUAUAUGCGGCGGCUGGUCGAUCAUUACACUGAGAAGGGACGGAAAAGAGAGGCGGUGGGGCUUUUAGAGGAAAGCCAAAAGGAGGCGCGAAGGAAGGAAAAAGGGGGAAGGGGGAAGGAAAUUAGGGCUAAAGGAUUGUUUCACGGGUGGAUCGCGAAUCUGAAGAAGGAGGAUGGAGAGGGGGAGGGAGAAAGGGGGGUCGAUCACUGGCGGCCAACUUAUGUGAAAGUGCACAGGAAGCAUAUGAGCGUUACGACGUUGAAGACGUUUAGAUUGCCGUGGUAUUGGGCGCCGGACGAUCGCAAUUUCAUCAUCAUCAAGAAAACCCUUUCCCAGAAAGAGCAGGACAGAUUAUUCCAUCACAGCGCACAACUACGCAAGAAGCGAUUGCUCGAGGAUGAGAAAGCCGAUUACAGGAACGGCAAACAUGGACGUAGGAGAAUUCAUGAACGGAUCUUGGACAUCCAUCGGGUCAAGAGCGGAACGAGCAGCAAGAAGAAGAAAGCAGGGAGAGAGGUGAAGAAAGCGAGAGAGGUGAAAAAAGCGAGGAGAGAGUCGAGGAAGCUUGAAAGGAGAAACGAGGGGGAGAGGCGGAAUGUGAAGGGUUUUGAUGUUGGUGAUGUCGGUGGAAUUGGUGUCUUUGGUGGUGGGAUUAAUAGGGAGGCGGACAGAUCGAUGAAGCAGUUGCUCUGGGGGGGACCGCAUGCUGUGAGAACUAUGGAUGAGAGGGAGGUGCUAAGGGUGUUGGAUAAUGAGAGGGUGAUUGCGUGGUAUUUGAGUAGGCACGUGAUUGAAAUGGGGGUGGGAAAUGAGUUCAACGGAAGGAGCGAUGCUUGUAAUACAAGGAAUGAUGUCUAUGUGGGUCUGGAGGAGUGUGAGUGUCCGUGA